GGCUCCGGUCUGUGGCUUAUUGUCCGCGUGAUGGUUAGGACUAUUGUGCAGUAAUAAGCGAUGGGAGAAGAAAUAAUACUGGACAGUAUAUUAUAAAAGCAUAAUUACCUUACUAUGUUUUGGCAACAGUACCAAUAUUAAGAAAACGAAAAAAUACGUAGAAUAAUAAUCUGUCACAUUAAAAUAAAAUAAAUGGUACAAAAAAGUAGUAUGUCUACGACGCCUUCAACCUCGACCCAAGAGACCCAAGAGAUCCAGAUGGACAUUUUUGAUAAUCCUGGUUCACAGGGCAAGUAUGGCAAGCGGAAGGGCCGCUUCAAGCGCUCUGACGGCAGCACCUCCUCUGACACCACCUCCAAUAGCUUUGUCCGACAGGUAGGCCCCACUCUGCUGACCCUGCUCAGCCCACUCACUCUUCCUGCCUGCUCCUAUUUUCAUCCCAUGUCAUUUGGUCUGAGGUAGAGGAGUAACACUGACAUGCCUGGUUUCUGAGGCUACAGUUUGAUCAUUUUGUACUGUUUUACCUUCUAAAUACCUCACUGUGGUGUUUUAAUAGGGAUAUGAUAGACACCAGAAACACUAGACCAGCCAUCCAUUUAGAGGCCAUAAUUCUGCAUCAUUAGGCCCAA
Messenger RNA from Paramormyrops kingsleyae, 629 nucleotides. The record is from RefSeq and is a predicted model, not a curated record. NCBI's taxonomy places the organism in Eukaryota, Metazoa, Chordata, Actinopteri, Osteoglossiformes, Mormyridae.